Molecule: messenger RNA, 948 nt
Organism: Rhodotorula graminis WP1
Lineage: Eukaryota; Fungi; Basidiomycota; Microbotryomycetes; Sporidiobolales; Sporidiobolaceae
Exons: 5
Source: RefSeq, a predicted model, not a curated record
AUGCAGACGAACUACCUCUCUCUCUCGUCCCGCCGCGGUGCACCAGGCGGCAGUGCAGCAGGCGGCGCAGGUCGACCUCCAGGCGGCGGUUCAAGGGGAGGUCAACGCUAUGGCAAGCAGCCCGCCGCAUCCGCUUCCACUCGCUGCCAAAAGUGCAACCAGCUCGGCCACUACACGUUCGAGUGCACCAACCAGCGCGAGUACAAGCCCCGCCCGACCCGCACCCAGGUCCUCAAGAACCCGAAACUGCGCCCCGAGUUGACCGACGCGAGGCCGCCCUCGGCCCCCAGUGUCGAGGAGAUGCCCAAGGCCGGCACAGCUGCCGCCAUCCUCGCUGCCAACGAGGCGCGGCGACUCGCCAAACUCGGCGCCGCUUCCGGCGGCGACAAGGAGCGUGGCCGCAGCUCGAGGAGGCGCGACAGCGAGCAGGAGCGGGUCGAGCAGGAGCUACUCGCGCUCUCGCUCUCGCUCGCGGUCCGCGUCGAGGAGCGACUCGCGCUCGCGCUCGCGGUCCCGCUCUCGCUCUCGGUCGCGCUCCCGCUCGCGCUCCCCCGCGCGCACGUCGCGCAAGGCGCAGCGCGGGCGGUCGGCGAGCCGCAGCCGCACUCGCAGUCGCAGCAGGAGCGUUUCGAGGUCGAGGUCGCGCUCGCGGUCGGUCGAGCGCCGGGGCGCCAAAGGUCGGGGUCGGGGUCGGGGCGCGAGCGCGAGCGCGAGCAGGUCGAGGAGCGCGAGCGCGAGCAGGUCGAGGAGCGCGAGCGCGAGCGGGUCGAGGAGCAGGAGCGGCGGGUGCGGCGGGCCGAGGCCGAGGACGAGGUCGACGUCGAGGAGCGCAAGGACAAGGGCAAAGGCAAGGGGCGCGCGGCGGUCGAGGACGACAGGUAGGUAGGUCCCCACUUCGCGCGCGUCGUGAAAACGCAUCGCCGGACUGUUGAGUGCGCUUUCCUUCUC